CGGAAGCAGGCGGCAGGCCGGGGUAGCGGCCGGGGCCGAGCGCCGCUCUGGGGCUGCGGGUACCGGCGGCGCUCUGCGGCGGGAUGAGCCCUGUGGAGUGAGAGGAGACCCUGCUCGUCGUCCUACCCACUGCUCUCCUCUCUCUGACCCUCUGCCUCGCCCGGCUCCGCUCUGGCUUCAGGCCCCUUCUCUCUGCGCUGCGGCGGGCGGAGGCGGCGGAAGGAGAAGCCCAUGGAGGGGAACCGGGACGAGGCCGAGAAGUGCAUCGGGAUCGCACGGGAGGCGUUGGAGGCCGGCAACCGUGACCGUGCCCUGCGUUUUCUCGGCAAGGCCCAGAAGCUCUACCCGACCGAGACGGCCCGAGUUUUGUUGGAAGCUAUUAUGAAGAAUGGAAGUGCUGCUGGGGGAGGCGCUUACUGUCGAAAGCCAGCCAGUAACAGCGAUCAAAGUAAGCCCAAUAACACUAAGGAGGGCAACACAUCUGCUGCAGGAGAAAGUGGAAAAGGCUACACCAAAGACCAAAUGGAUGGAGUAUUCAGUAUAAAGAAAUGUCAAAAUUAUUAUGAAGUCCUUGGGGUGUCAAAGGAUGCAGGUGACGAAGACCUAAAGAAGGCUUACAGAAAACUUGCUUUGAAAUUCCACCCGGACAAAAACCAUGCACCUGGAGCAACAGAGGCUUUUAAAAAAAUUGGAAAUGCCUAUGCUGUGCUGAGCAAUCCAGAAAAACGAAAGCAGUAUGACCUUACAGGCAACGAAGAGCAAACCUGCAAUCACCCUAGCAACGGUAGAUUCAACUUCCAUAGAGGCUGUGAGGCAGACAUCACUCCAGAGGAUCUAUUCAACAUGUUUUUUGGAGGGGCCUUCCCAACAGGUAGUGUACAUUCAUUUUCUAAUGGUCGUGCUGGCUACAGUCACCCUAAUCAGCACCGUCAGAGUGGACAUGAGAGGGAGGAGGAGAGGGGUGAUGGAGGUUUCUCUAUGUUCAUUCAGCUGAUGCCUAUUAUUGUGUUAAUCCUUGUCUCCUUGUUGAGCCAGUUGAUGGUCUCUAACCCUCCUUACGCCUUAUACCCAAGAUCAAGUACAGGGCAAGUCAUACAAAUGCAGACAGAAAACUUGCACGUCGUAUAUUAUGUCAAUAAGGACUUUAAAAAUGAAUACAAAGGAGCAUCAUUACAGAAAGUGGAGAAGAGUGUGGAAGAGGAUUAUGUGUCCAACAUUCGUAACAACUGCUGGAAAGAGAGGCAACAAAAAACAGACCUGCUUUAUGCAGCAAAAGUAUAUCGAGAUGACCGCCUCCGAAAGAAAGCAGACUCCAUGCCCAUGGACAACUGCAAAGAACUCGAACGGCUGACCAGCCUCUAUCGAGGAGGGUGAACUACCACUGCACACCUACAUCUUCACAUAACGCCGCUCUCUCUCUUGUAAAUUCAGAGGAGAUUUAGUUUCACCAUGAAUGCUGGAAAAGAGGGGUGGAUGUAAAACUCUACUGUGUAGCUGUUUCCAGAAACCUUAGGCUGAAAUAUCAUUUAAUGGCUUCUUUACCUACUGUGAAAUAAUAGGUAACUUUAAUUGUCUAGAUUUUUUUCCUUCCAAGCUUCCGUGAAUUCUUUCAGCAGAGAGAAUAGCUCAGAAUGGAUACUAUACCUGUAGAGACUUAGUCAUAGUGGUUCUCCUCUAACAUAUUUGCCAUGUAAAUAUCUGUGGAAAGAACACUUUGUGUAUAUAUGAGUUAAAUGACUUUCUAUUUAAGAAAAAAAAAAACAAAACAACUCAGAAAUUUUAGUUCCAUACAACAUUUUGUCUCACCGGUGGAAUAAAUAGUAUGAUUACAUCACUCCUCUUCAGAUGUCAAGUGUGUGGAGUCGAAACCAGAGUUUUUAACUAUUUUAAUCUCUAACUCUAUGUAAAAUCUUCUAGCUUUACCAGCUUAGAGGAACUUGUUAUUUUUAAAUAUAAUGGCAUAUAUUCCUGAAAUAUCUGUUGGGGUAUAUUGAGCCGGUGUAGAGUAGCAGUUAGCUGUUGUAGUUUUUUAGCAUUUCUGAGCAAUGCUGAGAAAACUUUUGAGAACCACACUAAUCUCUUCUCAUUUGCAAAGGCUGUACAGACCAUAAGAAGCAUUGCUUUUAGUCCUUGCAACAGUUUACAGCAGCUCUACCAGUAGUCGUAAAUCCAUACAUAUGGUUAAUAUGCAUCCAUAGCUUCCUUAAUUUUCACUGGAAAGGCAGAGGGAAACAUGCAAUAUUAAAAGACAUUAAGGUUAAAAAAUAAAGAGGGGGUGGGGGGUCCAACCUGUUGGUGUUUUUUUUUUUCUGGUAGGCUUCCAUUUUCUUACUACUUCUUUAUUUCAGCUAGGUCCCAACACUGAUCCCUCACUGGGCACCACAAAUGGAACAGGGAAAUAUUGCUAAGGACAAGCUAUGUGCCUUUCAACACUUUUGCCAACUCUUUAAAUGUUUUGCCUAGUUUGCAGUAUGCUCCUAUGAUCAGAGCCAUAUCAGUUGUCCCAGGGUGGAGGAGGAGGAGGAGGUAGAGUAUGCAUUUUUCUGGACCAGAAUGUUGUAGGAAUGGCUUCCUAAAAAUGAGCAAACACCCCCUUUGGCUCCUACACACAAGAUCAUGUAACUCAGCAGCCUGUACAUGGAAGCUCUAUGUAGCCACACCUGCUGAUGCAGAAAGGUGUUUUGAAGCAGCUAAGUACAGUGUACUUGAAGUACCUUAUCAAAAGUUGUGUUGAAAAUGUUUUUUAGGUUCAGUGGCUGAUGUUUUUACAUUUUAACAGCACUAUGCAGGAGAACAUUUCUUGUGCUUGAGGGCAUCCAGCAGCUCAUGCUAAGGGCAGUGUUUCUUGUUUGAGAAAACUGCUCUCGGAACAACCUAUCAGGUUUUGUGGGCCUAAAUUCUCCUCCUACACUGAAAGUCUGAAUACUUGACUGACUUCAUUGCAAUUCCUUCUGAUCUAGAGCAGGAUUUGACUUUAGAGAUACGCUAAAUGCAGUUGCUCUAAGUGGCCCAGAAAUCAUUUUGCAUCUCUGUCUUUUCUAAACUGUCCUGCUGGAAGCGUCCUCUAUCGAAUCGGUGUAACAGGAGACAGAGUAGCUGCGGGUUUUCAACUAAGCAGCUUAAACCAGCAUUCAAGGUGGAGACAUCAAAGCCUGAGGCACAGAGCAGAACUGCAAGCCGCUGAAACAACAACAGAAAAGGGUUUCUGUGCUGGAUGUUCUCACUAAGGUGGUAAGUGUGCAGAAGUAACAGACAGGCACAGAAAUGUUUGACGUUUGCAAUAGGAAUUCCCGGCGAAAAUGCGACUCCCUGGAUUUUGUAACUGUCCAGAAUGUAUUGUAAUUAUUCUAAUGAAAACAAACUAUCAAAGUA
Molecule: messenger RNA, 3372 nt
Organism: Pogoniulus pusillus (Red-fronted tinkerbird)
Lineage: Eukaryota; Metazoa; Chordata; Aves; Piciformes; Lybiidae
Gene: DNAJB14
Product: DnaJ heat shock protein family (Hsp40) member B14
Exons: 8
Coding region: 232-1374 (380 amino acids)
Biological process (GO): cellular response to misfolded protein
Cellular component (GO): endoplasmic reticulum membrane
Molecular function (GO): Hsp70 protein binding
Source: RefSeq, a predicted model, not a curated record